Mugil cephalus (flathead mullet) is the source of this 4788-nucleotide messenger RNA. It is a transcript of the gene zbtb38, whose product is annotated as zinc finger and BTB domain containing 38. NCBI's taxonomy places the organism in Eukaryota, Metazoa, Chordata, Actinopteri, Mugiliformes, Mugilidae. The coding region runs from base 406 to 4080 and encodes 1224 amino acids. Gene Ontology annotation, biological process: negative regulation of transcription by RNA polymerase II; regulation of immune system process; regulation of cytokine production. The record is from RefSeq and is a predicted model, not a curated record. The transcript is spliced from 2 exons. Gene Ontology annotation, molecular function: protein binding.
ACCACAGCAGCAACAAGGCCUCAUACUGAGGCAGAGUGGAAGCUUCCAUUUGUUUGUUGGAUCCGUGCUACAUGUUUUCUGCUUAUCCCUUUUGCUCAACACAUUCACCACACCACCCCUCCUUCUCAGCUCCUUUUUUGUGGGUCAGUGAUGCAGCGGGAGUGACGCAGCAGUGGCAACAGCCUCCAGAAAGCAACUAUACACAGCAGGAAACAGGGAACCUCUGCCAGAAUUGUAGUCCACAGACAGCAGUGACGAGAGAAGAUGGUAAAGGCCUAAUCUAGGCCAAAGGAAGAAUGGGAGCCGGGUAGUCGCUUUCCUUUGCUCCUCCUAAACAAACACCAGAGAAACUUCCACAGCGGCAGAGACUGGGCCGGCACGACCUUCUGCAAAGAAACCUUUUUGAUGACUGUGGUUUCUCCAUGCACUCAGAACCUGAUGGAUAAUGCUCAUCCUCACACUGUGCUUAGCAAGCUCAAUGAGCAGCGCUCACAAGGCCUCUUCUGUGAUGUUACCAUUGUGGUGGAGGAUGUAAAGUUUCGGGCCCACAGGAACAUCCUGGCAGCCUGCAGCGGGUACUUCAGGAAUGCCCUGACAACUUCUGAGACAUGGAGCUCUAGCCAAGUGCUGGAGCUGAUGGACCUGAAGUCCGAGGUGUUUGCCAGUAUCCUCAACUUUAUAUACUGCUCAAAGGUGGCUUCACCUGGUGCAGAGGACACAGGUGGGCUGGUAGCAGCUGGAAAAAGACUAGGAAUUCCUUUUUUAGAAAAGCUUGCAGAACAAGAGAAGCAGGAUGAAUGUGUCAAAGCCACAGACUGCUGCACAGUGCCAGUGUCUAAACACACAAAAAAGGAAACUCCCAGGCUUGAGGAGACAGACAGUGCCAGAGGACCACGCAUCACCAAUGCCUUCUCUAUCAAUGAAGUGUGUCCUGGGAGUAAUCCUUUCACUCCUGAAGCUCAAACAAAUGUGGAGCGGCAGUCGCCAGACGUGGGACAGAUCUCAUCCAGCUGUCCUACAACGUCGUGCCCUAAUGGGAACAAUGAGACGACCCAUGCCCUCUCAGAACACUCAUAUGCAGUAAGCAAAUCCACUGAGGGCAACGAUAGCAGUCAGUGGGACAACAAGAAAGUCAGCAAGCCAGCAGUAUUACAGCCGAAGCAACUCAUUUAUAGAAAUGCAGGCCCGCUUAAAAAGCGCCACAGGCUGAGAGGCAUUUUGGGUAGAAGUAUACUUCCAACACCAGCUGAACCCCAAAAUGAUACGCCAAAUACAAUAACCCCCACGGUAACUGAUGGGGUUACUCCAGCACCUGUUGCAGUCAUGACACCACCUCCACUUUUUGCCGAGGCAGAACCACACAAAAGUGUAGACGAAGGGCUACCUAUGGUCAGUGACAAUGCUCAGAUGGAGUUAGGCCCACCGACCCUUUCGCCUCACACAGAGGACAGCAUUCAAAUCUACAGCUGUGAGCACUGUCCAGAGAUAUUCACAAAUCAAGCUCUUCUCACCAUUCACUCUGAGGUACACAAAAAGCGGUUUGUUAGCCAUUUGUUUUGCAAGUUCUGCCACAGAAAGUUUAUACACCUCAAACGACUCCGCAACCAUGAGCAGGUCUGUCCUAAGGCUGGGAGAGGCCCACCUAAAAUAGACACCAGGGAUGUCUCAGACAAAGAGGCGGACCACCUCUCAGACAACAAUAUGAACACAGAGAUCAACAUGGCCCAGCUUCCUUCUGCUGAACCGUCCAGCCUUUACACAGAGCCCCUUCAAGUGGACCAGUCAGAACCUCCUCAGGAUGAGAAGGCUGUGAAGCCGGGUGGUAGUCAGAGGAGAUACAACUGCAGUGUGUGUAGACGGGUCUAUGUCACCCUAUCUAGUUUGAAGCGGCAUGAGAAUGUACAUUCCUGGCAGAGAGCCUAUCCCUGUCAUUAUUGUAAUAAAGUGUUUGCCCUGGCAGAAUACCGAACUAAGCAUGAAAUCUGGCACACAGGUGAACGCCGCUAUCAGUGCAUUUUCUGCCUUGAAACAUUCAUGACAUACUAUAUCUUGAAAAACCAUCAAAAGUCUUUUCAUGGCAUUGAUCCAAAUGUAGCUGUUAAGAAAAAAUCUGCAAAUGGUGGGCUAAAAGCCAGCGUUUACCCAAUCAAGCUCUACAGGCUCCUGCCCAUGAAGUUUAGAAAGAGACAAUACAAGACGUACAGUCAGACAUAUUCCGAGAGUGUUGAAAGAGGUGAUCAGUUGUUACUUGACAGCGGCCCUCUUAUCCCUCCAUUUGAUGAUAAUGGUCUGAUCAGUCACCUUGACACCACUUCAUUACCGCUGACAUUCAUGGCAACAACAAAAAUGGUCUCACCUGUAAUGCCUCGCAUCUGCUUUGACAAGCCAUGUGACCAAGACAUUGACCAGAACGUGAGUAGCCAAUUAGAAAUUCACGGAAGCACAAGAAAAGAUGUGGAGCACAUGGGUCCAGGCUUUCGUGACCAUGACAGUACCCGCUCUGUGCAAUCCAGCACAGAAUCUCGUGCAGGUUACAAAGAUGAUUUGUCAGAGAAAAUUAACCCAGAGCACAUCAGCCACAAUAUGCCAUUCUUAAACUCCCUGAACACAGUUAAAAAGUUAGGUGAGCUAUCAGCUUCUGCAAAAAGGGUUGAGGACAUGACCAAGGAGAUACUUCAGUCAACUGCAGUGAAUCUGGCACGUGACAACACAGUGGGGGCAAAAACUGAAACAUAUAUUGCCAAACCAGCAUGCCCAGGUCCAUCUGUUGAUAGUGAUGCCAUGCCACUCUGUCAGAUAACAGUGAAAAUUGGCAAUGAGGCAAUCAUUCGACGACAAAUCAAGGGAUCUAAACUCUUUCGCAGAAAGAAAAGGAGAAUCAGAGAACUGAGUGAGGAGCAGAGCCCAAGUCAGUGCCCUCCAACAAGGGAAAACGCAGAGAGUCCCCGGUUCCGCAUCAGAGCCGAAGCUGCUGUAGCCACAGAGCCAGAGCCAUAUGAUGAUACCAAUGACGGUGACACAGCUGAUAAACUUUGGCGUCCCUACUAUUCCUACAAAGCUAAAAAGAAAAGAAAGAAACUCAGAUACAAGCAAAGAAAAGCUAUGUUUCACCAUUCUCCUGAAACGUCAUUAGACAGAACUGCUGCCGGUGAAGUCCACCUUGACAGAAGCAGUUGGCUGACAGAAGAGAGUAUCUCAAGUGGUAGUACAGGGGUGAAACAUAGCCUUAGCAGGAACUGUAGCCCUAGAGCUACCUAUAACUGUGACAUCUGUGACAGCUCUUUCAUCACAGAGACAGGACUGAGAGCUCAUGUUAUUGGUUCCCACCCAUGUUUCUGCCGGACUUGUGGCAAACAAGGUCCCCCUGGUGAGGUUCCUGCCGGUGGGGAUUACAUCUGCAACAGUUGUAUGGAAAAUGGCUCCUGCUUUGAUAAUACCCCCCGGAGCCCCAACCCAGAGAAGAAGUACCGCUGCGCCUUCUGUCCCCAGCGUUUUCUCUACCUUGCCACCAAGAGAAGCCAUGAGAAAAAACACCGGGAGACAAAUGAGGACGGAUAUAAUUCUGACAGCUUCACAGCAUGUUCUAAAUAUUCAACGCACCCUGGUGAGGACAAUAAACAGGCCACUAUCAAAACAGAAGACAGUGGCAAUCAAAGGCACACUGACAUAAAGCAUGAGAGGUUGGAAGGAGAACGUUUUUCCACAGAUAAGACAAAGACUGAGGACACAGCUGACUUUAUGCCUUUGACUACAUACCAAGAUCUGUCAUAUUCUAGCAUUAAAGGUCCAUUGUCGCCCUCAAUUGACCCACUGUUUCCCAUGACAACUUCAAAGGUGAAACAUAAGAUAGGAAAGAAAAGACUCAAUGCACACCAUUCUAUGCAUCUCAUUUCAAAAAAGCAGGUCUGUGACCGAGAAGAUAGUAACAUGGACAUUUUGAUGGGACCAAGAACAAACAGUCACAGUGAUCGUGACAAGUCCAGCAAACUAUUUAGAAGAAAUGAUUCUGAAUCUAAAGUUACCCACAAUUCUUUACACAAGUCAGAGAGAUGGGUGUGUAAGGAGGAGCCAUUUUUUUAAGAGUGCAACUGCAGGAAAAACAGAAAGUGAAUUACAUUUGCAUACAAUUUUCUGCUUUGGUUAGGAUAUACUUUGUGAGAUUUCAGCUGCAAGUAAGUGCAAUAAAGUGUUUUGAGAGGAUGGCACUAAAUGUGGGGAUCUAAUAACAGUGUUAGGUGUAAUUUCUUCCCUCCUAAAACCAAUAACUCAGCGAUUUUUUUCACCUUUGUAGAUGAUAAUUUUUGCACAUUAUAGGACCCCCUGACACAGACUGUACUUUGUCCAUUGUCUAUGCAUGUGCGGCAUCCCUGGUGACGUGAACAUAACCUCAAGAAAAGACAUUAUUCUUGGUAAUGUUUCAAAAGGUGUGCAAUAUCAGAGCAGCAUUUGGAGUGUGCUGGACAGCUGAAAAGCUCCUUAAACUUCACUUUUCUUUUUAAAACAGUUUUAGAUAAACAAUAUGAAUUGUAUGACAGUCACAUUUUUGACUAUCUUGUUCAGUUAACUGGGCACAUUGAGUUGCACUUUAUAGAUAGACUAUGCUAAUUUGUUAUUUUAAUAUUUUGAUAAUUAAAUUUCAAUUUUACGCACCCCUGAUAUAAUUCUUAUUUCUGAUUAACACACGUCACCAUUGAGAUUAUAUGUACAACUUUUCUGUGUUUAAUAUGUAUAAAACAUGUAAAACUAUUUAAAUAAACAUUGUUGAUAUUCUAAAAUGAUGAAACACAA